Molecule: messenger RNA, 4422 nt
Organism: Penicillium nucicola
Lineage: Eukaryota; Fungi; Ascomycota; Eurotiomycetes; Eurotiales; Aspergillaceae
Exons: 3
Coding region: 1-4422 (1473 amino acids)
Biological process (GO): transmembrane transport
Cellular component (GO): membrane
Molecular function (GO): ATP hydrolysis activity; ABC-type transporter activity; ATP binding
Source: RefSeq, a predicted model, not a curated record
AUGGCAUCGGAUACAAGCUCGUUUGAGCUGAAGGAGAAACAUGAGGGAUCUCCCCCUAACACAGGCAAUCACUCGGUCGAAACGGAGGACAACCCUAUGACUCUUAUCAAUGAGGUCGAUGUAGAGACUCUCACCAAAAUCGCCACGCAACGAUCUCGCCGCCAAUCGACCUGGGGAGGCGACACCUUAACCGCCCUUGCCCAACAAGAUUCCACCCUUGAUCCUCAAUCCGGUAAUUUCGACUUGCGAAAGUGGCUCAAGCUUGCUUUCAAAGAUCUCAGCCGUGAUGGCUCCCAGGGACACACCUCGGACGUGAUUUUCAAAAACCUCAACAUCUAUGGAUCUGGUGCUGCGUUGCAAUACCAAGAUACGGUUUCAUCCACGUUGUCCGCUCCACUGCGUAUUCCCCAGCUGUUUCGUGGCAACAAGUCGCCUCAAAGGCGAAUUCUGAAAGAUUUCAACGGCCUCAUGAAGAGUGGCGAGCUAUUGCUCGUUCUGGGUCGUCCCGGUGCUGGUUGCAGUACCCUCCUGAAGUCCAUUACUGGAGAGCUGCAUGGUCUGCAGAAGGAUUCGGAGAGUGAAAUCCACUAUAAUGGAAUUCCCCAGUCGCGCAUGAUCAAGGAAUUCAAGGGCGAACUGGUAUACAACCAAGAGGUUGAUCGACACUUCCCCCAUCUGACCGUGGGUCAAACCCUAGAGUUCGCCGCCUCAACCAGAACUCCCGCCCAUCGAUUCGAGGGCAUGUCCCGGGCGGAACACGCUCGUUAUGUGGCUCAGAUUACCAUGGCAGUCUUUGGACUCUCUCACACCUACAACACACGCGUCGGAGACGACUUUAUCCGUGGUGUCUCAGGUGGAGAGCGCAAGCGUGUCAGUAUUGCAGAGAUGGCUGUCGCCCAUGCUCCAAUCGCAGCUUGGGACAACUCCACCCGUGGUUUGGACUCGGCCACCGCAUUGAAGUUCGUCGAAGCUCUGCGUCUGUCUUCUGAUAUCACCGGAUCCACUCACGCAGUCGCCGCCUACCAAGCCAGUCAGAGCAUCUAUGACAUCUUUGAUAAGGUGAUCGUCCUAUAUGAAGGCCACCAGGUCUACUUUGGACCUGCUGCUGGUGCCAAAUCCUACUUUGAGGAACAGGGCUGGGUUUGCCCGGCUCGCCAGACCACUGGAGACUUCCUUACAUCGAUCACCAACCCCCAAGAGCGCCAGGCCAAGCCUGGCAUGGAAAACCGCGUUCCUCGCACGCCUCAGGAGUUCGAAGCCGCGUGGUUGAAAUCUCCUCAAUUUAACCAACUGCAGGCCCAGAUCGCCGAUUAUGAAUCAAAGAACCCCGUGGGCCAUGAUGCGCCUGCCGCUGCUCAGCUCCAGGAACGCAAGCGUGGUGCCCAGGCUAACCACACUCGGCCCAAGUCUCCUUAUAUUAUCAGUGUUCCCAUGCAGAUCAAGCUCAACACCGUUCGGGCGUAUCAACGACUUUGGAACGACGCCGCCUCGACAGUUUCUGUCAUUGUCACAAACAUCAUCAUGGCCCUCAUUAUUGGUUCUGUCUUCUACGGGACAACGGAUGCAACCGCCGGCUUCACGUCGAAGGGUGCCACCUUGUUCUUUGCCGUUCUCCUCAACGCUCUCACAGCCAUGUCCGAAAUCAACAAUCUUUACUCCCAACGCCCUAUCGUCGAGAAACACAACUCAUUCGCCUUUUAUCACCCCGCCACGGAAGCCAUUGCCGGUGUUCUUAGUGACAUUCCAGUCAAGUUUGCCCUUGCUGUUGUGUUCAACAUCAUCCUGUACUUCCUGUCUGGUUUGAGACGCGAGGCUGGUAACUUCUUCCUCUACUUCCUGAUCACGUUCGUUAUCACCUUUGUUAUGAGCGCAGUCUUCCGCACAUUGGCAGCUGUCACCAAAACAAUCUCGCAGGCAAUGGGUUUGGCAGGAGUUAUGAUUCUCGCUCUGGUUGUCUACACCGGUUUCGUCCUCCCCGUUCCGUCCAUGCACCCAUGGUUCGAAUGGAUCCACUACCUCAACCCUAUCUACUACGCCUUCGAGAUCCUGAUCGCAAACGAAUUCCACGGCCACGAAUUCCCUUGCUCGGCCUUCGUUCCCUCCUAUGCCGACUUGUCGGGCAGUGCAUUCAGUUGCUCGGCUGCUGGCUCGGAGCCCGGCUCGUUGACCGUCAAUGGUGACCGCUACAUCCAGCUGAACUACUCUUAUAGCUACAGUCACGUCUGGCGAAACUUCGGUAUCCUGAUCGCGUUCUUGGUCGGUUUCAUGAUCAUCUACUUUGUCGCUUGCGAAUUGAACUCCGCCACCACAAGCACCGCCGAGGCUCUUGUCUUCCGCCGUGGCCACGCUCCUCCCAGCAUGCAGAGCAACGGAUCUGAUGUCGAGAACUCCAAGGAAGGUGUUAUUGCUGAGCGCACGACCACCUCCGAUGAUAAGGGUAUGGGCGCUAUUCAGCCCCAGACUGACGUCUUCACCUGGCGCGAUGUGUCCUACGAUAUCGAGAUCAAGGGUGAACCCCGUCGACUUUUGGAUAAUGUUUCUGGAUGGGUCAAGCCCGGAACUCUGACUGCCCUGAUGGGUGUCAGUGGUGCCGGUAAGACCACUUUGCUCGAUGUCUUGGCUCACCGAACUUCCAUGGGUGUUAUCACCGGUGAUAUGUUUGUCAACGGUAAUGGACUUGAUGACAGUUUCCAGCGCAAGACUGGCUACGUCCAGCAGCAGGAUCUUCACCUUGACACAUCUACUGUGCGUGAAUCUCUUCGUUUCAGCGCCAUGCUGCGCCAGCCUGCUUCAGUCUCGAUCAAGGAAAAGCACGACUACGUCGAGGAUGUUAUCCGUAUGUUGAAGAUGGAGGAGUUCGCCGAGGCUAUCGUUGGUGUUCCCGGUGAGGGUUUGAAUGUCGAGCAGCGCAAGCUGUUGACUAUCGGUGUUGAAUUGGCUGCGAAGCCCAAGCUGCUUCUCUUCUUGGAUGAGCCUACCAGUGGUCUCGACUCUCAGAGCUCUUGGGCUAUCUGUUCUUUCCUUCGCAAGCUUGCUGAGCACGGCCAGGCUGUUCUCUGCACCAUCCAUCAACCCAGUGCCAUGCUCUUCCAGCAAUUCGAUCAGCUCUUGUUCCUUGCCCGCGGUGGUAAGACUGUCUACUUCGGUCCCGUUGGAGAAAACUCCGCCACCAUGCUCGACUACUUUGAGGCCAAGGGCGCACGCAAGUGUGCAGACGACGAGAACCCCGCCGAGUACAUGCUGGGUAUCGUCAACGCCGGCAAGAACCCCCAGGGCCAAGAUUGGUUCGACGUGUGGAAGCAGAGCGAGGAAUGCAAGGGAAUCCAAACCGAGAUCGAUCGCAUCCACGAAGAAAAGAAGGGCAAGACAGACCCUUCGGACGACAAGUCUGCCCACUCUGAAUUCGCCAUGCCUUUCUGGUUCCAGCUCUACCUCGUCACCUUCCGCGUCUUCCAGCAAUACUGGCGCAUGCCCUCCUACGUCCUGUCCAAGUGGGGUCUCGGUGUCGCCUCCGGCCUCUUCAUCGGUUUCUCCUUCUACCAAGCAAAGUCUUCCCUCCAGGGAAUGCAAACAAUCAUCUACUCCCUCUUCAUGAUCUGUACCAUCUUCUCGUCUCUGUCGCAGCAGAUCAUGCCAGUAUUCGUGACCCAACGCUCCCUCUACGAAGGCCGCGAACGCCCCAGCAAAUCCUACUCCUGGAAAGCCUUCCUCAUCGCCAACAUGGUCGUCGAAAUCCCCUACAUGAUCGUGAUGGGCGUGCUCACCUACGCCUGCUACUUCUACGCCGUAGUCGGCAUCCCGGAUUCCGCAACCCAAGGCACAGUCCUCCUCUUCUGCAUCGUCUUCUUCAUCUAUGCCAGCACCUUCACGCACAUGGUCAUCGCCGGUCUCCCCGACGAACAAACCGCCAGCGCCGUCGUCGUCCUCCUCUUCGCCAUGUCCCUGACUUUCUGCGGUGUCAUGCAGCCCCCCGACGCAUUCCCCGGCUUCUGGAUCUUCAUGUACCGCGCCUCGCCCUUCACAUACUGGGUCGGGGGUAUGGCUGGUGCCCAGCUCCACGACCGCCAGGUCGUCUGCUCCGCCGCCGAGACCUCCACUUUCAGCCCUCCUUCCGGCCAGACUUGCAUCCAGUAUAUGCAGAAGUACAUCAACGUCGCUGGUGGUCAGCUGCUCAACCCUGAUGCUACCAGCGAUUGCAGCUACUGCUCCCUGACCGUUGCCGACCAGUACCUGUCUACCUCCGGUAUCUACUAUUCCCAGAGAUGGCGCAACUUCGGUAUCAUGUGGGCGUUCAUUGCCUUCAAUGUGUUCAUGGCUGUUGUCAUGUAUUACCUUGUUCGUGUCAAGCGCUGGAAUUCCGCUGAUAUGAAGGCUUCCUUCCAGAAGCUCAUUCCUGGCAAGAAGGGCAAGAGUGCUAACUAA